AUGGCGACAACACGAGCGUCAGCAAGACAGGGCAAACUGCCAGCCGGUUUCGCAACAGUUAAAGAUGUUCUUGAAGGGGAGAUUCCAGAUGGAGCUCGGAGAAAUAUCAUGGGCAUUCUCACGGAUUUUCGGGCUCCAAUUCCCACAAGAGGCUCCGAUUGGAAAUGUCAGAUGCGAAUUUAUGACCAGUCAGUUGAGGAUGAGCCCGAUGAAUCUGUUCUCCUCAAUAUAUUUUGGCCUCAAGGAGAUAUGCCGGAUGCCCGAAGCGGCGAUGUGGUCAUCGCAUUUGGAGUCAAAGUGCAAAACUAUCAAGCCUCAUUUUCACUAUGUACCCAUAAAAUGACAGACGUUCACAUAUAUGAUUCCAGUCUAAUUCCAAGCCCACCUGCUGAUGCUGCUAAGGCUCGUCGGCCGUCGAACAGAAGUAAGAUCAAUCGCCAACCAAAUAGGAUUGAAAAUGAGUUUGUCAGUAUUCUGUACAGUUCUAUCAACAAAGAGAGAAUUCCAGCAGAUGACAAGUUUGAAGAAAAAAAGAAUCAAUCGAUCAACGUGAAACAAAAGUUCUCUGAGCUGAAGGAUGCUCGGGCUGGUAUGUUCAUUGACUCUAUCGCACAAAUCGUCCGGGAACCCUACGACUUAGGGGAUAAGUUCACAUUGUGGGUGUCUGACUAUACGGAGAAUCCAUCAUUUCAUCACUAUGGGUUUAUGGGAAUGUCAGCAGGCAAGGCUGGAGACUCUACCCAUUCCUCCUCGUCACAGAAAUCUGAGUGGGCAGGGCCAUUUGGAAAACAGAGCUUGCAAAUUACUUGUUAUGAGCCACAUGCCUCAAUACUUCGAGAGCAGCGUUUCUCAGUGAACACUUGGAUUCACCUGCGAAAUCUCCAAAUCAAGUUUGGUAAAAAUGAAACCAAUUUGGAAGGCUACCUCCGGGAAGAUCAAGGCGCCCAAGGGAUUAAGAUCAAUAUUUCGCAAUUAGACCACCAGAACCGGGAGACCAUGACCGAAGACCUCAAGAACGCUCUUCGGCGGAAGCGGGCUUACGAAUCAGAAAAGAAGGGGCAGCUCAAAGAACUCACCGAAGCCGCCAACGCAGGACAGAAACGAAAGGCACAUUUAGGUUUAGAAUCAGAACCCCCUGCCAAAAAUGCUUCAAAUACUUCAAAUUCGAAGCAGAGGCGAAAAAAGAGCCGUCAUCACAAACAGGAGGCGUUUGAGCGUCAAAGGGACCAAGGGGACGAAAAUCCUCCUCCCAAUACCGAGGACGCAGACGAUGCCCCCGACGACCUGAACGGACAAGUCAAGUGCGAAAACGAAGGCAAGCCAUCCACAACAGUCGCGGAGAUGCUGGCACCAAAAUACGUCGAAUCCGUCAUAGAUGGAAGCUCCAUCAAGCUCCAAUUACCGUUUGUAAACGCAAAGUACCGGACAUAUGCGCGGGUAACUGAUUUCAUGCCCUCCCGCCUCGAAGACUUCGCCCACCCGAGAACAAGUGACUCCGAAUACGGUGCUCUCUCAGACCAUGAGGAGGAGUCUGAGCCUGAUUCAGAAAACGAAUCCCGAGCCAUCGUAGGAUGGGAAUGGCGUUUCUGCCUACGACUGGAAGGCGCCUCAACGAAAGAGACCACCAAGAAGUCCACCUGGGUUAUCGUCAACAACCAGGCUGCCCAAAUGCUUUUGAAUCUAGACGCUUCCGAUUUGAGGAAGGACGAUGGUAAACUCGCAGCCGUGCGACAGAAAAUGUGGUCACUUUGGGGAGAGUUGGAAGACCACAAGGCCAAGAUGGAGAACAGAGCAUUAAAGGCCCGGCAUUCCAACAACGCCAACGCUCCACCAGAACACUCCGAUGAUGAAGAGGAAGUUACCAAGAAGAAGACAGAGCAGGUUCGUAAUCGUCCUUUUGCAUGUUGUAUCCACCAGUAUGGCGCAAAAGUAGCCGAAGGAGACGAAACAAAAGCCGAUGCCGGAGACGGAAAGCGCUGGGAAAGGAUGUUUGGUCUAUUCGGCACAAAAAUAGCCAACCUGUAA
Pochonia chlamydosporia 170 is the source of this 2025-nucleotide messenger RNA. Its product is annotated as telomere-binding alpha subunit central domain-containing protein. NCBI's taxonomy places the organism in Eukaryota, Fungi, Ascomycota, Sordariomycetes, Hypocreales, Clavicipitaceae. The record is from RefSeq and is a predicted model, not a curated record. The transcript has 4 exons. Gene Ontology annotation, biological process: regulation of telomere maintenance via telomerase; telomere capping. The coding region runs from base 1 to 2025 and encodes 674 amino acids. Gene Ontology annotation, cellular component: chromosome, telomeric region; nuclear telomere cap complex. Gene Ontology annotation, molecular function: telomerase inhibitor activity; G-rich strand telomeric DNA binding.